Labrus bergylta (ballan wrasse) is the source of this 1672-nucleotide messenger RNA. RefSeq names its product Ras-related GTP binding A (gene rraga). Lineage: Eukaryota; Metazoa; Chordata; Actinopteri; Labriformes; Labridae. Gene Ontology annotation, molecular function: GTPase activity; GTP binding. Gene Ontology annotation, cellular component: Gtr1-Gtr2 GTPase complex; lysosome; nucleus. The record is from RefSeq and is a predicted model, not a curated record. Gene Ontology annotation, biological process: cellular response to starvation; negative regulation of autophagy.
CUCGUCAUGUGACUUUGGCGUAAACAGGAAGCAGCUGAUCUUGACUUCACUGCCUGCCUCUUCCAAGUAAUGUUUACAACUGUAUGCCAAGAAAAAUAGACACCUUUGCUGAAAGAGCUUUAUUUAAAGAAACAUUUCUACCCUGCCGGGCGGAAAAGGAGAGCUGCUGCUGCGGACACACACUGAAGUCAUCUGACUUGCAGCCCAGAGGAAUACUCUACUUCGUGUCUGCAAAGGGGGGAUGUCAAGCACAGCGAUGAAGAAAAAGGUGUUACUGAUGGGGAAAAGUGGGUCUGGAAAGACCAGUAUGAGAUCAAUCAUCUUUGCCAACUACAUAGCUCGAGACACACGCCGCCUUGGAGCUACAAUUGACGUGGAGCACUCCCAUGUUCGAUUUCUUGGCAAUCUGGUCCUAAACCUGUGGGACUGUGGAGGACAGGACACGUUCAUGGAAAACUACUUCACCAGCCAGAGGGACAACAUUUUCAGAAACGUAGAGGUUCUUAUAUAUGUGUUCGAUGUUGAGAGCCGUGAGCUGGAGAAAGACAUGCACUAUUACCAGUCAUGUCUGGAGGCCAUUCUGCAGAACUCCCCGGAUGCCAAAGUGUUCUGCCUCGUUCACAAAAUGGACCUGGUGCAGGAAGACCAGAGAGAUCUGAUCUUUAAGGAACGUGAAGAAGAUCUGAAGAGACUGUCCAGACCUCUGGCCUGUACAUGCUUCAGGACAUCCAUCUGGGACGAGACCCUCUACAAGGCCUGGUCAAGCAUUGUGUACCAGCUCAUCCCGAAUGUCCAGCAGUUGGAGACAAACCUGAGAAAUUUUGCUCAGAUCAUAGAGGCAGAUGAAGUUCUUCUUUUUGAGAGAGCCACCUUCCUGGUGAUCUCCCACUAUCAGUGCAAAGAGCAGCGGGAUGCUCAUCGCUUUGAGAAGAUAAGUAAUAUUAUCAAACAGUUCAAACUCAGCUGUAGUAAACUUGCAGCCUCUUUCCAAAGCAUGGAAGUGAGGAACUCUAACUUUGCCGCCUUCAUCGACGUCUUCACCUCCAACACAUAUGUCAUGGUCAUCAUGUCGGACCCCUCCAUUCCAUCUGCAGCCACUCUCAUCAACAUCCGCAAUGCUAGGAAACACUUUGAGAAGUUGGAGCGGGUGGAUGGACCCAAGCACAGCCUGCACAUGCGGAUGCGUUAGUCGGGGCAUUUGACCCAGUGGAUACUCUCAGCCAAUCAGCCCACAGACCACUGUGGUGGUCUUUCAGCUCUGAUGCAUAUAAGCAGCCCUGCACUGUUUCUAUAUUUUCACAUUCAAUCAGUUAUUUCUGGGCAGGAAUCAUUUUUUUGAUUUAUUUUUUGUUUUGUUGGUUUUUUGUGUCAAAUUUCUACAGUGAUCAUAUACAGCUUGAAAAACAACACAUUCUGUUGAAAUAUUUGCCCCAACCUGAUGAAUUGAAUUAAAAAUAAAUAUUUGUGUUUGCUAUGGAGGGGGCUACCUUUGCUGUCACCUGUAUGGACCUAUACAGUAGAUUUCUUCACCCUAGGCAGUUAAUCCCAGCGAUUUGGGGAUGUUAAUUUCCAAAUGAUAAGCAGUAGAUACUGUUGGAUUUUCAAAUGCAGUUUGUAAGCUGUUACAACUUUGAAUGGAUGGAAAAUAUAGUUAUAUUCAGAAAAAACAUAA